UAGUUACCUUUCUUGCUGUGUUAUGGAGAUUAGCGAAACAAAAUGCCAGUUAUCACCUCUUGCUGUGGGAAGGAAUGGCAGGUUUAAGAGUAGUAGAUGUAGGGAUUCAGUUUCUGACCAUUCUAGAAGACGUAGGAAACAUGAAGUUAUGGAUCAAAAAGAUAUCGGAGAUUCGGUAUCGGAUACCACCAAUGAGCAGGAUAUAUCGGUUUCGGAUUCUGAAAGUGGCGUCUUUGGUUCCACCUCCACCGUUCCGGAAUUCGAAUCCUUCGCAGGAAAUGGACUGAUCAAGUUGGAAGAAGGAGAUAAAGAGCACGACAUUAUCAAGAAUAAAUUCAUAUUGGGUUUGGGAUCUCUUGGAAGACAUACUAAGGUUGUCUCUGUACACAAGAAUUUGUUCUCUAGUUUUCACAGAAAAGCUCGACUUCAAUCGUUCAAGAUCUUCUCGGAAGCGAUGUCUCUGAAAUGCAAUGGCAAUGCUAAUAUUAAAUAUGGUUGGUAUGGAACUUCGAGGAAUGGAGUUCAUAGGAUCGUUUCCGAUGGAUUUGAUCAUUUUGGAAACUCUGAGAACAGCAGAUUGGAUGACUGUGGUCUUUAUCUUUCUCCGGAGAAUUCUUCUAUUGAGAGUGCGAUGGCCUCUGUUCUAGAUGAAAGUGGUUUGCGACAUGUGAUUCUUUGUCGUGUGAUCUUGGGAAAUAUGGAGGAAAUCCAUCCUGGUUCUGAGCAGUUCCAUCCUAGUUCUGAGGAGUUUGACUCUGGAGUCGAUAAUCUGUCGGCUCCGAAGAGAUAUAUCAUUUGGAGUACACACAUGAACAGUCAUAUCUUGCCUGAAUACGUCAUAAGUUUCAGGGCUCCUCCUUGCUUGAAAGGUUUUCAAAGGACACAAGAGCAUGUGGUAAAACCCACAUCUGCUUGGAUGCCAUUUCCGAAUUUAAUAUCUGUACUUUCGAGGUUCUUGCCUCCCACUUCCGUUGCUUUCAUUGAGAAGUAUCACAACGAAUACCGAGAGAAGAAGAUCACUCGGCAGCAUCUGAUACAGCGAGUGAGGCAAAUAGCUGGAGACAAAUUGCUUGUUUCAGUAAUCAAAACUUGCAGAAACAAGCAAUUCAAAGCAAGAGGAGGCUGUUCACCAAGCAGGAGCUCAAAGUAAUGCGGAAGACACUUGGAAUACACAUGAAACAUGGCUGGUUGUUGUUAUAUCAAUACAAACAAUUUUUUUGGAAGAGGAAAGAAAAGGCAGCUACAUGUACAGCCAAAUGAAAUGAUCUAUAGGUUUUGAGUUUUGACUAAACAGCUAACAAACAACAGCUUAAGGAAGCAGGUGCCUUAGUGGGCAUUCUACUCCGACUUGUUCUGAAGAUGUAAUGGGGGCUGUGGUGGGGAAAUUUUUUUUUUUUUUCUUCCUUUUGACAUAAAUGCAGUGCUGAUGCCCGAGUGGCAUUUCACUGCAUCUUGUUCCAAAGAUGUAGCAGAAGUGGUGGUGUUUGUCUAUUGGGGAUUUUCUGUUAUGUCAAAUCUCUCCAUUUGGAGGUUUUUUACACCAAGAAAUGAAUUGUUUCCAGAGUAA
Telopea speciosissima is the source of this 1567-nucleotide messenger RNA. RefSeq names its product probable inactive poly [ADP-ribose] polymerase SRO2. Gene Ontology annotation, molecular function: NAD+ poly-ADP-ribosyltransferase activity. Bases 23 to 1150 code for a protein of 375 amino acids. The record is from RefSeq and is a predicted model, not a curated record. NCBI's taxonomy places the organism in Eukaryota, Viridiplantae, Streptophyta, Magnoliopsida, Proteales, Proteaceae. The transcript is spliced from 5 exons.